UGAAGAUCUAAUCCACGAGCAACGACAAAUUCUAACUCAAAAUGACUAUCGGUCAUUUUACUUUGCAAGGAAUUAUUUUAAUUUAGAGCCUCGUUAUUGGGUAUCUGUAUCUAGAAAGAAUACAUAGAAAAACACGCUUUCACAACCCUCACCUGUGGUUAAUCACCCUCGCCCGGAAGACUGUUUUAUGAGGAAAUCACUAGCCAUGCUGAUGAAGACAAACAUUUUGUCGCCGUUUGACGUGGAAGCGACACUGAGGCCAGGAGAACAUUUGCGCUUUGAUAAAAUUCGUUGAAAUCAACAAAAACAAUUAAUUUGGCUCCAAACUGGCGUUUUGGGCUAUGGAGCCAACCAGAGUCGAGGGGACGUUGUGGAAUAUUUUGUACUAUAUCACCGGGGCCGUCAACAGAUUCCUCAGGCCGGAACCUUCAAAUAUCUUCGGCGAUGAUCCGCAGCAGGACUCCACCAUAGGAAGCGGUUCUAGUGGUGAUGGUCCCACCACUGCAGGUAUCUGUAAGGACCACUCUGACACUGCGGCAUGUCAUCGAAAUGUAUCUGUGCCAGAUUGGGCUGGUGAAGAAACCCUGAAGACGGAAAGCAAAGCACAAUUGCCCGAUUCUGAAAGGAAAUUUGCAACAAUGUUCUUUAAUGUGUCGAAGUUAAGUCUGACAGAGAAGACUGUAGGGGACCUUGAAAUUUCAAGCAGACCAAAGACAGAAGAAAAGGAAGAAAAUGCAGAUGGUCUGAAAUUUGAAGUUGGACCACAAUCUGAAGGGUUCGAGGAGGAACAUCAAGAACACGGCGUUCAUGAGCAAUCUGUUGUGACGACGGCUGAACCUGAACAGGGAAAGAAAGUAGAGCUUUUUAAUAUGGACAAUGACAUUUGCAAAGCAGAAGUACUCUCUGCGGUACCGGUAGAGCCCCACAUCGAGACCGCACAGGAAAUUGAAGGAACCUUUGAAAAUAUGCCCUUGAGUGUAUGUGAUGUGUCUCAGCAGCUACAUAUUCUAACCUGUGAGGAGCCACUUAUUGAACAGAACAGUGAAGCUUUUCAAAAUGAAACUGAAACACAAACAUUCAUGAAUGUACCUUUUGACCAAAGACAUAAGACUGAAGACAUUCAGGAAGGAGUUGAAAAAACUGUCAAAUUCUCUUGUGAAAAACCCUUUGAGCAAGAAUGGAAGAUGGGGACGCUUACUGGAUCAUCAAUAGCCAAAGAAGAGAGUGAAAACAUAAAUGAUACAGAAGAACAAGCGGAGGGGAUCGUAAACGGUGAAACUGAUGGAGCUGUUGAGGAGGUGAAUGAAGUGUUCAAAGACUCCGCAACCAUUGCGGAUCCUGUGAUAAACACAGAGGAAAUAAUGCUCUGUUCAAUCAGCCAAAAUCAAGAUGCAAUUCCUGAAGAUACCCUCAACUUGGGGAUACAACCUGCUUCAUCAGAAGAGACCGUUGAGUCCAAAGAAGACAAGAUAUCCAGGAGGAAUCAAUCUUUGCAAAAAAGAGAGCAGCAAGCAAGGUCCGAGACGGAAAGCUUCAUCGAAAUAUCGUCACCCGAGUUGGGAUUCUCGGAGCAGGCGUUUUGGGAUCAAAAAGGAGCAACGAGAGCCAACUCGUCUUCUGACGUUCUUCAAGCUAGCGUACAAAAUGUUCUUGAGUUGAGCGCAUGGGAAAUUUUAAAGACUGAUUCCGAGUUGCCUACAAGUGACUCGGAAGAGUCGCAAGAGGAGCUUUUAACGCUUUCUGGUGAAACCGUUAAAACAAAAAGUUCUCUGUCGUUGGGUGAAGCGGACAAGCCAAAGUGUGAAGGUGACACUCAGGUGAGCAGCUUUGCGUUGAAUUUUGCUCCUCAAAGGGCAAGAAUCGCUGUUAAAAAUCCCCAUGCAAGGCCACCAAAAGACCGACGCUCGCUUCUCCUGAGACCCUCAGUUGAACCUGAAAGCGCUCCGCCAGCAUCCAAAAUGGCAGCAGGUGUUCAUAUCAUGGGAAAUCUGGGAUCGGGGAUCAAAGUGCCUGGGCUUCCUGUUUUGAGAAAAUUACCAAAGACGGAAGCAGAGCUCCAACUAGUGCCAGAGGCUGAUGCAACCAAACAAGCUGAGAUGCCACAAAAACUCAAAUGGAUCCCACCAAGACAAACAGGAUUUGGGAAUCCAUUCAUGUCAGAGCUCAAGACCAAAUUAAAGAAGGCCACCAGCAACUGAGUGCAGUUGUACUUUUUGUGAAUAUCUGCAUAUAUAUGAAAUGUCAAAAUUAAUUAUUGGCGAUUUGAUUUUGUUGUCUUGAUGAUGUUAUAUCGUAUAAUAAGCAUAAUAAAACUGAUAAUCGGUAUGCA
Molecule: messenger RNA, 2329 nt
Organism: Corythoichthys intestinalis (scribbled pipefish)
Lineage: Eukaryota; Metazoa; Chordata; Actinopteri; Syngnathiformes; Syngnathidae
Exons: 6
Coding region: 342-2198 (618 amino acids)
Source: RefSeq, a predicted model, not a curated record